GCAAAAGUUGCUCCUUCUUUGUUACCAUUCUGCCUUCAGAUGCCUUUCGUCAGGAGGUUCUGCUGGGUGGAUAUGGUGCAAGAUGUUUGAAGGCAAUGAGAGAUCUGAAACAAAAUAAGCAAGGCUUGCCAGUGGCAGAGGAGGAACAGACCUAAGGCAAAGGCAAACAAAGAAACUGCCACGUAUUUAACAUUUAAUCAGAAAAAUGGGUCUGUCGAUCUCAUACCCACCAGAUGACUACCUUCCAGAGGAUGACGAGGACUCAGAUAGGCUAUUUGUCCGGUCCUUCAGCUUGGACAUUCUCAGCAGUCUCGACAGCCCUGAAUCGUCACCAGAAUAUCUCGAUGCCGUGAGCUCUAGGGAGCAUACGUUAAAAGGGUCCUUAAAUGCCAGGAGAAAAGAGUGUCACCCAUUACAUGUCGAAACCACAAUAUCCGUGGUGAGUCCUAAAGCAGAGAGAGACUGUUCUAACCAUAAGCACGGUUAUGGCAUUCCAAAAUAUGGGAACACAGAUUACCUGCCACCAAAUUCUCCGGUGGUCGCUAUGGUUAGCCCACAGCACCAGGAUGCAGCACUAAGGGUGCAGAAGGUAUACAAGAGCUUCAGGACAAGACGGCAGCUUGCUGAUUGCGCUGUUCUUGUCGAACAACGUUGGUAUGUUACAGUUUCAUGCGCUGUUUCUGUCACUGGUGCAAUGAUGCCUGAUAUGUGUGACCCCGAAUGCAGGUGGAAACUGCUAGAUUUCGCAUUGCUCAAGCGCAGUUCAGUGUCAUUCUUCGAGGUAGAGAAGCCGGAGACUGCCCUAUCAAGAUGGUCUCGUGCUAGAAUAAGAGCUGCCAAGGUAGGGAAAGGUUUGUCGAAGGAUGAAAAGGCUCAGAAACUCGCACUUCAGCACUGGCUAGAAGCAAUUGACCCUCGACACCGGUACGGCCACAACCUCCACUACUAUUACCAAAGCUGGCUUCGCUGUGACAGCCAACAACCUUUCUUCUACUGGUUGGAUAUAGGUGAAGGAAAGGAGGUUAAUCUUGAGAACCACUGCCCAAGAUGGAAGCUGCUGCAGCAAUGCAUCAGGUAUCUUGGCCCAAAAGAGAGGGAGUUCUAUGAGGUAAUAAUCGAGAAUAAGAAGAUGAUGUACAAGCUGAGCCGCAAGAUUGUCGACACCUCCGACGGCCCAAAAGAUGCAAAAUGGAUCUUUGUGUUGAGCACAACGAAAGAUUUGUACAUAGGCUCGAAGAACAAGGGCACAUUUCAGCAUUCCAGCUUCCUUGCUGGUGGAGCCACAUCUGCCGCCGGGAGACUAGUCGUGGCCGACGGAAUCCUAAAGGCUGUCUGGCCUCAUAGCGGGCACUACAGGCCCACGGAGGCGAAUUUCCGGGAGUUCAUGAAGUAUCUCAGGAAGAGGGACGUCGAUCUCACCAAUGUGAAGUUGAGCCCAUCAGAAGGCGAGGAGGACGAGUGGCUCAGUCAGAGGGGUAGCCUCACCCAGCCAGACCUAGCACCGGAGACCAGCAAGCCAGAGAAGCAGCAGGACACCCAGCCCCCUCGCGCCGACAAGAAGAAGAAAGUCAAAAUCGCUCCGACCACGCCACCUACCACCAGCGGCGGCGAGACGGGCGUUGGCUCGCCGGGGAUGAAGAGAUCCUCGUCGGGCACCCGGCUGCAGCGGAAGCGGCCGCCGAGGCUGACCGUGAGCAAGGACCGGCUGGGAAAGGGCGCGGCGGAGCAGGACGCCGGCGCGUUCGGGGACUGCCUGGACUUCUGCAAGGAGAACCUGUUCAGGAGCCUCGGCGCCGAGGGCGAGGAGGUUGUGGCUGUGGCGGAGGAGAAGAUCAUGCACCGGAUCAACUGCAAGAUGGCGCAGAGAUCGUACCAGCUCGGGCAGCAGCUGUCGCUCCGGUGGACCACGGGCGCGGGGCCCCGGAUCGGGUGCGUCCGAGACUACCCGCCGGAGCUGCAGUUCCGGUCGCUGGAGCAGGUCAGCCUGUCCCCGCGCGGCGGCGCCGGGCCGCCCAGGUUGGGGCAGAAGAGCCCGUGCGCGCCGCCCCUCGCGUCGUCGCCCCUCGGCGCGGCCGGGACCCCCGCGGCGCCGCCGCUUCUGCAGCACGGCGCGGCGUAG
This is a messenger RNA of Lolium perenne, 2119 nucleotides long. Its product is annotated as IQ domain-containing protein IQM2. NCBI's taxonomy places the organism in Eukaryota, Viridiplantae, Streptophyta, Magnoliopsida, Poales, Poaceae. The record is from RefSeq and is a predicted model, not a curated record.